This is a messenger RNA of Raphanus sativus (radish), 1423 nucleotides long. RefSeq names its product RING-H2 finger protein ATL3. The transcript has a single exon. The record is from RefSeq and is a predicted model, not a curated record. Lineage: Eukaryota; Viridiplantae; Streptophyta; Magnoliopsida; Brassicales; Brassicaceae. Bases 306 to 1262 code for a protein of 318 amino acids.
AAGAAUUAAGAAAGAAUCAACGUGGUUGGAGUGGAGAGGUUUUUAUAGGGAAGAGUUACUUGGCCCCACUCCUCGAUGUCAUCUCCUUCAUUGCUUCUCUCUUAUCAUUCCCUUCUUCUUCUUCUUCACUACCUUCACUCCUUGAAACAGAGACCUUUUCUUGUUCUGCACUUUGCUAAUUUCACAACAAAGCUCCAUCCUUUUUCCGACAAAACCCUCUAAUUUCACAUAAGGCUCCAUCCUUUUCAAACAAAAGAGCAGUUUCAGCUUCUGGGUUCAUUAGAGAACACUCACUGUUGUCAUCAAUGGACGGUGAUGGAUCUGCUCAUAGCUCAUUGUUCGGAGACUUAACAACGGAAGAGGUCACAAGCAAGAUCAUUCUCACAGCAGUCAUUGUUCUGUUCAUGGCGGUUCUCUUCGUCCUUAUCCUCCACCUCUACGCCAAGCUCUACUGGUGGCGAAUAGAUCACCUCCAGCAGCAGCUGCAGCAACAAGAGCAAGAAGAAGACGAACCAUCAUCCAUUGCUCCACCGGUGGUACUCACUCGCCGCCAGCGACGUCGUUUUAUCUUCGCCCCGGGGCAGCAAGACGCUUUACCCAACACUGGAGGGCUUACCCCUUUCGAGCUCAGCUCGUUGCCUGUUGUCUUUUUCAGACAAGACACUUGCAAAGAAGGUUUGGAGUGUGCUAUCUGCUUGUCUGAGCUCGUCAAAGGAGACAAAGCUAGGCUGCUUCCAGAGUGUAAACACAGCUUCCAUGUUGAGUGUAUUGACAUGUGGUUUCAGUCUCAUUCAACUUGUCCCAUCUGCAGAAACGCUGUUCUUGGCACUGACCAAGCUAGCUCAAAGGGGAUUAUUGAACAAGUUCCUGAGAAUGUAUCAUCAUCAGAUGCUUUGUCUCAAAUUUCAACUUCGUCUUCGGACUUCCCCACCAAUGUCUUGGUAUGGGGUCGCCAAGAUCAGGUUAGUACCAGAAACACCAAUGUUGGGUCUCAACAAGAAGAGGGUAAUGGUAAUAAUGCUGCUUCUCAGAGUCAUGAUGCUCUUGUUCUUGAUAUCAAUGAUUCUGCAACUAGAAGUCAAAAUGUGCCGUCGUCAUCAUCAUCAUCAAUGAGGUUUAUUGCUGAAGAGGAAGAGCCAAAGUCUCCAAUGACAACCAGGUUGAGGUCUUUAAGGAGGUUUCUGAGCAGAGACAAGAGAGUCUCUUGUAGUAAUAGUAACUCCAAUGCUGCUGCUGCUUCUUCUUCUUCUGUUGAUCCUUGAAGGUUGUUAUUAGAUUAGUAGCCGAAUGAAAAGAUUGCAUGAAGAUGUCAAAAACUGUGUAGUGGUCUCUGCUUGUUCACUGGCUUUGUGUGUUUGACACAUUUCUUUGUUAUCCAAAGUAUAUCAUUUAUCUAUUCCAAUCCAAGGGAAUUUGAAACUCA